AUGAACUUUCAAAGUAAAGCUAACAAGUAUGUGUGUCCCAACGAUCGACAACUUUCUUUGCGGGCUAAGCUUCGUACGGGCUGGAGCGCUGCCCGCAGCGAACCCCCGCUGACUUCAGCGGAGCGUGAGGCCAUCGCUGAUGUUGUCAAGCGUGCUGAAAAGGUGGAGGAGACUGAAGCACGACGGAUCGGCCGACUGGUCGCCCGACUUGAAGGAAUGCGCCGUUCGGCUCAAGGCCCGACGCCAAGGAGCUGUGUCCUGUGCGGAGAAACUUCCAGGCUAUUGGCCCCUCUACGGGUUUGCUUCAUGUGCAGGAACUCAGCUUGUCCAAAAUGUAUCAUUGAGACACCGCCACACAAGCAAUAUAUGUGUAACCUCUGUGCUGAAACUCGAGAGAUGUGGAAGAAGUCUGGAGCCUGGUUCUUCAAAUCGCUACCCAAAUAUGUCUUACCAGAAAGAAAGACGAAGUAUAAUGAUACGGAAUUUUCUAGAUCUCUACAGGAAGCGGGUAACAGCAGCAACGAGGGGAAAUCAGAUUCUGAGCCAAGCUCGCCUUUAAGCCUCCACCCACCGAUGUUCUCAAGACAGCCGAGCAGUACGGAUAGCAGGCGAUCUGUCAGUAUAUCGCAAGACGCGCAUUGUGAUGGUGAAACUGAAAACCUUACGCACGGCGUCAGCGGGUUGAGUCUCCAUAGAACAGAUAGCUUCAGCCAACGGUCGUUUGGUCUGAAACGCACAGGGAGUAAAGGCAGCGCCUACAGUCUGCGGAGUACAAGAAAGGAUCCACCAAAACCGACACAGGUUGAAAGACCACCAGUAAUCCCAGAUGCGGGUUUCGGAACUUUGGAGAUUAGGCUCGCUUAUGAAAAUGGGACGUCGUCUCUUGCGGUCUGUGUUUUGAGAGCCAGAGGUCUGAUUGGCAUGGAUAUGACUGGGCUGUCUGACCCGUUUUGUAGAUUAGAAGUGUUACCUACAGAGGGAACGUAUUCAAAUAGAUUAAGGACGAAGACUGUGCACAAAACUAAGAAUCCAGAAUUUAAUGAAACCCUUCACUUCUUCGGUAUCACGGAAUCCGAUCUUAAUACCAAAUCAUUGGAGAUUGUUGUUUUCGAUGAUGACAGAUACGGUUGCGAUGAAAUGGGUUCCGCAACGGUAGCGCUGCGUGAAUGUUCCAAAUCUCCAGCGCAGCUGCGUUUAGCAUUAGCAGGACCUUCUGGUACAGAACCGAGUGGUCCAAGGCUUCUAUUGGCUCUGUGCUAUAACACCAAGAGAAGAGCGCUGGCUGUUACCGUUUGUAGAGCCGCUGAGUUACCACCGCAAGAUAGUAACGGGUACUCCGACCCGUUUGUCAAGAUACAUCUGGAUCCAGACCCGUACCACAAGAAGCACAAAACUUCAAUUAAAUGGCGUAACUUGAAUCCAAUUUGGAAUGAAGGAUUCUUCUUUGAAACGCGCCUGACGGAGUUGUCGCGACAGAAUUUAACAUUAACUGUUUGGGAUAAGGAUUAUGGCAAACCGAACGACUUCCUCGGAUCUUUGGUGUUGGGUUCCAGCAGUAAGGGCAGAAGAUUGAAGCACUGGAUGGAUUGCAUCAAGUUUCCUGAUCAUCGUCAUGAACAAUGGCACUCUUUGACAGAUACACAGCAUAUUUAA
This is a messenger RNA of Leptosia nina, 1653 nucleotides long. The record is from the annotation of a GenBank genome assembly. NCBI's taxonomy places the organism in Eukaryota, Metazoa, Arthropoda, Insecta, Lepidoptera, Pieridae.